GGAGAGCCGCUCCAGGCGCGCUUCACGUACGUCGACGAGCACUCUUGCAUCGGCUGCACCUACUGCGCAACCACGGCGCGAGGCACCUUCUUCAUGGAGGAGGAUCACGGCCGCGCGCGCGUCUUUGACCAGGCAGGCGACUCGGACGAGCUGGUGCAAGAGGCGAUCGACUCUUGCCCCGUGUCUUGCAUCCACUACGUGUCGCACGAGGACCUG
Emiliania huxleyi CCMP1516 is the source of this 216-nucleotide messenger RNA. RefSeq lists its product as hypothetical. The transcript is spliced from 2 exons. The annotation marks the transcript as partial. NCBI's taxonomy places the organism in Eukaryota, Haptophyta, Isochrysidales, Noelaerhabdaceae. Gene Ontology annotation, molecular function: iron ion binding; electron transfer activity. The record is from RefSeq and is a predicted model, not a curated record.